ACCAGUUGGUGUUGGUAAUGAACAAAAGACUCAUGAGAGCUCGUCUUAGCAUGAGAUGACUUCAUCAACUGCCAGAAUAACGCGUCAUGCGUCCAGCUUAUCGAGUACCAACUCAAUCCCAAGGGUGGAAUAGCAGGUUGAUUUCAGAUGGUUUUGUGGUACCACCAGGAUAUCAACUCCUGGAAUGUUACUUGCACGUACGACAUUGAGGAAAAUUGUCGACGCUGAUGUACUGUGAAUGUCUCUGAUGUUACAUUCACCACAGGAUCUUCUGUUCUUGGAGUCCUUGGAUCCAUUCCUGCCUCGAGGGCCAUUCAGCUCUGGCUAUUUUUCCUGGUACUCCAGGCAUUAUCGUUCACCUUUAUUUAUUCAUCAGCUGUUUGCUGGGGGUUUAAAGUUUUAUGGAGGAACUGACUGAGAGCUGAGAGCUGGAGCUAUUCGGGACAACCUGCAGGUGUCGGAGUCCCAGUGAAAAACAAUUUUCUGGUGUCGACGGAAUCCAGUGAUUCAGAAAUGAAUUAACAUCGACGAGUGAUAGACGUGUGGGAACAAUGAAGCUGUCGAUUUCGUGUAUCGUGGGUUUGAUGAUAGUGUUUGGUGAGCCAGAUUGGGGACUUGGAUGGUUCGGUGGUAGAGACGUGGUGAGGGGUGAGAGCACUAUUAAAAUAGGGACUAGUGAAAGGGGUAGUUUGUCGAGGGGUUUGGCUGUUGGUACCGGUCGUGGGGGGUCCUCAAGAGGAUCUGGGGUACGUCUUGGUGAGAACAGAGGAAAUAUCACCAGACAGAAAGCACCUGCAUCCACUACAUCAUCAACUACGUCAGAGCCACAUCUGACGCAUGCACCUCAUGCUGCUGGAGGUGGCAACAAUCUCACAUAUCUACAGGUGGGAAUGGUUGUUCCGUACAAGGCAUUUGGCACUCGUGAGUACACCAAAGCAGCUUUAACUGCAGUCAGCGUUCUGCAACGUAGCACAAGAGGACCAAAGCUAGGACUAUUCACUCAUUACGACAUCCAUGUUCACAUCGCAAUGAAGGAGCUAACGCCAAGUCCCACUGCAAUUCUCGACUCUUUGUGCAAGGAAUUCCUCACGGUGAACGUAUCAGCGAUUCUCUACUUGAUGAAUUAUGAACAGUACGGAAGAAGUACAGCAAGUGCACAAUAUUUUCUCCAGCUAGCUGGUUAUCUUGGAAUACCAGUGAUAGCAUGGAAUGCCGAUAAUUCCGGUUUAGAGAGGAGAGCUUCACAGAGUUCUCUCCAGCUGCAGCUGGCACCUUCGUUGGAGCAUCAAACAGCAGCAAUGCUGAGCAUUCUUGAGCGUUACAAGUGGCAUCAAUUCAGCAUUGUAACAUCACAGAUUGCUGGCCAUGAUGACUUCAUUCAGGCUGUCAGGGAGAGAAUAUCCGACAUGCAGGACAUAUUUAAAUUCACAAUAUUGAAUGCUGUACUCGUUACCAAACCCAAUGAUCUCAUGGAAUUGGUCAGCAGUGAGUCCAGGGUUAUGCUCCUUUAUGCAACACGAGAGGAAGCUAUUCACAUAUUGACAGCUGCCAGGGAUCUCAAGAUUACAGGUGAAAAUUAUGUGUGGGUUGUCACCCAGAGUGUCAUCGAGAAUCUUCAGACGCCUAAUCAAUUCCCUGUUGGAAUGCUUGGUGUUCACUUCGAUACCAGCAGUACAAGUCUCGUCAAUGAGAUCGCAACAGCGAUAAAAGUUUACGCCUACGGGGUCGAGGAUUUUGUGAAUGACCCGAAAAAUGCACACCACAGCCUCAACACGGCACUCAGCUGUGAGGGCCUUGGAGAGUCCAGGUGGAACACGGGUGAUCGAUUCUUUAAAUAUUUGAAGAACGUCUCGGUUGAGGGGGACCAGGGCAAGCCAAACAUCGAGUUCACUCAAGACGGAGUUUUGAAGGCAGCCGAGCUGAAAAUCAUGAACUUGCGACCUGGUGUGAGUAAACAACUCGUCUGGGAGGAGAUCGGGGUGUGGAAGUCGUGGCAGAAGGAGGGACUAGACAUAAAAGAUAUUGUCUGGCCGGGGAAUUCCCACACACCGCCCCAAGGUGUUCCUGAGAAAUUUCACCUGAAGAUAACAUUCCUGGAGGAACCACCGUACAUUAAACUGGAUCCACCAGAUCCAGUAAGUGGACAAUGUCUGAUAGAUCGAGGAGUUCAUUGUCGAGUUGCCAAGGAGGCGGACAUGGCCGAAAUGGAUAUCCAAUCAGCCCAACGGAAUGAAAGCUUUUACCAGUGCUGCAGUGGAUUCUGCAUUGAUCUUCUCCAAAGAUUCUCCGAGACCAUUGGAUUUACGUAUGAGCUCGUAAGAGUCGAGGAUGGAAAAUGGGGAACACUCGAGAAUGGAAAAUGGAACGGUCUCAUAGCCGAUCUGGUGAACCGUAAAACCGACAUGGUACUCACGUCCCUCAUGAUAAAUUCUGACAGAGAAGCAGUAGUUGAUUUUACUGUGCCUUACAUGGAGACUGGAAUAGCCAUUGUCGUUGCCAAACGAACCGGCAUAAUAUCACCAACAGCAUUUUUGGAGCCCUUCGACACGGCUUCCUGGAUGUUAGUGGGCAUCGUGGGCAUUCAUGCUGCCACAUUCAUGAUUUUUUUAUUCGAGUGGCUGUCACCUUCUGGCUUCAACAUGAAAGCAAAUCCAUCUCCAAAUCAUCGUUUCUCCCUGUCAAGAACGUACUGGCUUGUCUGGGCAGUUCUGUUUCAAGCUGCUGUACAUAUUGACUCACCGCGUGCAUUCACUGCGAGAUUCAUGACGAACGUUUGGGCCAUGUUCGCUGUCGUGUUCCUCGCCAUAUACACUGCCAACUUGGCGGCCUUCAUGAUAACGAGAGAGGAGUUCCACGAGUUCAGUGGUCUUGAUGAUCCACGAUUGGCAAAACCCUGGACCCACAAGCCCAUGUUCAAAUUUGGUACAACACCUUGGAGUCACACAGACAGUACACUAGCCAGAUACUUCAAGGAGAUGCAUCACUACAUGGAGCCAUUCAACAAGACCAAUGUAUUGGAGGGCAUCGAUGCUGUUAUCAGUGGAGAUCUCGAUGCAUUCUUCUACGAUGGAACAGUAUUGGAUUAUCUUGUAACUCAAGACGAGGAUUGCCGAUUGUUAACAGUCGGUUCGUGGUACGCAAUGACGGGUUAUGGUCUUGCCUUCUCCAGAAAUUCCAAAUACGUCGAGAUGUUUAAUGAACGUUUGCUUCAUUAUCGAGAGAACGGGGAUUUGGAGAGAUUGAGGAGAUACUGGAUGACUGGCACCUGCAAACCCGGAAAGGAAGUGCAAAAGAGCAGUGAUCCACUGGCUCUAGAGCAAUUUCUCAGUGCAUUUCUACUGCUGAUGGCGGGAAUACUUCUGGCAGCUCUGCUUCUCUUUCUGGAGCAUCUGUAUUUCAAAUACAUCAGGCACCAUCUAGCCAGAAGCGAUCGUGGCGGAUGCUGUGCAUUAAUCAGUUUGAGUAUGGGAAAAUCGCUGACUUUUCGCGGUGCUGUAUUCGAGGCGCAGGAUAUUAUUCGCCAGCACAGGUGUCACGAUCCAAUAUGCGAUACACACUUGUGGAAAGUUAAACACGAAUUGGAUAUGGCGAGGAUAAGGAUACGACAGCUGGAGAAAGAUCUUGAGGCGCAUGGAAUCAAACCCAGUCAACCCAGGAGAAAGCCGGAUAAAUUGGCCUGGUGGCGAGGCUGUUUGCAGCCAUCAAUACCACCUCACAUCGAACGAUUGGCUGUUGAAGCACCUCAUCCCCUUCCACCGUAUUUCGAUUCAUAUUUGGAUGCUGUUGAGGUGUCCCGACCCAGGGAUAUGACCCGAGCAAUGGUAGUCAGCACUGAAUUUGCCGAAGGAUUUUUGCCAACAGAAAUUUACAGACUUCCGGAGGAUGACUCCACUCGAACCGAAAUCGCAGAGAUCGAAACAGUUCUGUGAUGAAAGGGAAUUGCCGGAUGUGAAUUAUAUGUGUGAGGCUUUGAGUGUGUUAAAUGCCUUCGAGAAUUGUUCGUGUGCUAUUUCAAAGAAUUCUACACGAGAAAAAAAAAUACAUCUUCCACUCUGAAUUCCGUGAAAUCGUCGGGCCAAAUUGGAGGGAAAUUUUUUGAGUGCAUUCGCUGGAAUUAGCGAUGGGAGAAUCGAGUUGCUAUUGAAGCGUGAAUAUAGGAUGAGAAUACAUUGGAAUUGAGGAGAAAUAGCUCCGCCCAAUAUUUUUGAUUAAAAUUCAGUGCCUGAGGUUCGAGUAAUUUUCGCAUUCGUCUGGUAAUUACAAAAACUAUUUUUUAUUUAUUGUAUUUUUCGUUCUAUCGGAGGUUAAAGUGUCAUGGGGAUGGCCGAACUAUUUUUACAAUAAUUUAUUUUCAGUAAAAAACAGGUGAGAAAUAAUAAAAGAAUUCGGAUAGCGAAAUCGAGAAUGAGUUUAUAAAAUCUCGAUGACAUUUCCGAAUAUUGAAAUUAGUCAGUCACUUGUCCUUUCGUAUUCAAUAUCAGUCCUUUAAAUCGAGUCCAGAGAAAUUUUCAAAAAAAUUUUACGGGUGGCUAUCGCCAAAUGAACAAUUUUAAUCAUGCACAGGUGAUUUGACCCGUGUCUGAGCACUUGUCGGAAAAAUCGGGGCCUUUCUCUGGCCCCUAAUUCAUGAAUGGAGAAAUCUUUAUGUACCACGAUUAACUGAAUAUUCAAAAUAUAUGUUGAUUAAAGUCUAGUCUAACUGCAUUGGAUACAUGUUUUAAAAUAUAUGCGGUGAUAGAUAUAUAUUGAAAUUUCAUAAAUAUCGAAUAAAAAAAUAUAUACUAUAUUCUAAAGAAGACGAGGCAAAUGAAGUAUAAUCCAUUAAACACGUGCUCAAAUAAAACACAAAUAAAUCGACAAUUCACUAGCGAAAUGAUUGAGUCAACAUAAUUUUUCCACAUAUCUCCGGAUCUCAAGUAGGCAGCGAAAUUUUCGUUAUAACCUUUUUUCUAGCUCUCAAUGGGCUCUAUCAAAAAGGUUCCCACAAAAAUUUUGAUAUCGGCUCUGGAUUCCAAGAUAUUCCGCCGUUUCGCUAUUGAAUUUUUAUGGUAAAUUGAAUGUUCAUUCUGUAUCGAGUUAUUGAUUUACGCUGUAAUCAAAGCUUAUCAGCUGCCAGUGCAUACCAUUAUUAUGUAUUUGUACCCCUGAAUUUUUCAAGUAUUUAGUGACGACAAAACGAGACAGAAAAUGAAAAUAAUUUGCUUAGAGAAAAGAGGGAGAUAAUCGUCUCCGAUGGCUGUAUGUAAGAUACGCUUCGCUAUAUAUCUAAAUUGAUAAGAUAAGGCAGUAAUGAUGGGGUGAAUGUCUGAUUGAAUAGUUCAAGUAUUUAAUGGUCCAUCAUUACUGAAAAAGCCCUACAGUGAGGAAUUUUGAAUAUAUUGUUAAUGAAGGUGAUAAUGAGAAACUGUUGUUAUUGUUGUUACUGUUAAAGAUAAAGGACGGAUUUAAUCUAGGUCUACAGACGAUGCAGAAAUCAAAUUAUUGUCCUCUCUCAUGAGUACACACUUAUUCACAGCGAGAAAAAAUUUCUUGCAUUAUCAAUUGCCUUUUGUUGUAACGAAAUUGAUUUCAGGGGCGAUGAAUAAUAAGUCGGUUUGUUUCCUUGUUGAAUUUUCAACGAAUAUCUCCGAAUCUGAGAGAGAUAGCCAGAUUUUUUAUGGGACCUUUUUUGCAGGACGGAGUGAGACCCGCGAAAAAUGUUUUUAUAGAAAUUUUGAUAUCUGCCUCAGAUUCGGAGAUAUUUCACAUUGAAUGACGUAUUCACUGAAUCGACUUGGCCUUUACCGUUUUCUAUCGAUUUAUUUAGUUGAAAAUUAACUUUCACCUGUAAAAAUUUCCAUUUUUUCACGACACAAGUAUUUGGUACUGGACCUAUUGAUCACUCAAAUCAUAUUGUUCAGAAUUCACGGUACGAAAAUGAAAUGUAGGAUUAAAACAGAAAUUUGAGGACAACGAAACAACAGAAAUUGAUCAAUCGCUCAUAAAUUAAUCAGAGCACGUAAUUUUUUACUCUGAAAAUAUCUUAUCUCUUCCUCUCUUUUCUGUAAUCAUAGAACUGUAUAAAAAUCACAAAAUAUCGAAAGAUAAACGAUAAAAACUUUAACGAAACUGUCCAAUUACCUAAAUAUAACGAGAGCAAUAGAAAAUCAUUCGAGAUAUUCGAGGAGUCGCGGUAAUUUGAAAAGAAAUUAUCAAAAAUCUUGUGCCCUCCCGAAUAAAAAAAAAAACAUGAAGUAUUGAAUCAAAUAAUCAACACGAGUAAAUGUACGAAUGAAGCUGAACGCUUCACCGUGUAUGUGUAUUUUUCAUAUUAUUAUGUACGGCUUUACUGUAAAUAGUCAUUUCACUAAUUGUUCAGUAAAAAUUAUGAAAAGUGAAAAAUCCUAACGUUCUCGUAAUUUUUACUGAAUUAUUUUUCGUUAAUGUAAGAACGAGAGAAAAUAAAUGAAUGAAGGAUUAUGGUGAAAACAUUUACCCUCAGGAUGCUGAUACUGUCCAAUUAAAUUAAAAUUUAAUAAACGCGAUUGGCAGUAUUUAAAUUGAGACUAAUUAUAACUGGAUAAAAUGUUCACCAAUUCCUCGUUCAAAUUGUUGUUUUUAAAUGGAAUUCUAAGCGAUAAAUGCGUGAUUGUACGUUGUUUUAAAUA
Fopius arisanus is the source of this 6647-nucleotide messenger RNA. It is a transcript of the gene Nmdar2, whose product is annotated as NMDA receptor 2. Gene Ontology annotation, cellular component: plasma membrane. Gene Ontology annotation, molecular function: NMDA glutamate receptor activity. Gene Ontology annotation, biological process: monoatomic ion transport. The record is from RefSeq and is a predicted model, not a curated record. Bases 552 to 3929 code for a protein of 1125 amino acids. The transcript has 20 exons. Lineage: Eukaryota; Metazoa; Arthropoda; Insecta; Hymenoptera; Braconidae.